AUGGAGGCAAGCAGUCCCCCUCUCGCGGCCAUUGCGCCGGCUCGUCAGAUCGCGUCGGGAUCGUCGCUGCCAUGCUUCGGAUUCGGCGGCCACGCUGGCCGGAUGCAUCCAGUCUACCUUCGCCGGCGACACCUGCGCAGCUUCGAUGACAUCCGGCGGGCGCCGCUCGACGCGAUCAAGCUGGCGAGCGGCCACGAAGUCGCUGCUCUCGUUAUCGACAAUGGUUCCGGCAUGUGCAAGGCCGGUUUCGCCGGUGACGACGCUCCCCGCGCCGUCUUCCCCUCGGUCGUCGGUCGCCCCCGUCACCAGGGUGUGAUGGUCGGCAUGGGCCAGAAGGACUCGUACGUCGGUGACGAGGCGCAGUCGAAGCGUGGUAUCCUCACGCUCAAGUACCCCAUCGAGCACGGUAUCGUGACCAACUGGGACGACAUGGAGAAGAUCUGGCACCACACCUUCUACAACGAGCUGCGUGUCGCACCCGAGGAGCACCCCGUGCUGCUCACCGAGGCCCCGCUCAACCCCAAGGCCAACCGCGAGAAGAUGACGCAGAUCCUCUUUGAGACGUUCAACGCGCCCGCCUUCUACGUUGCCAUCCAGGCCGUGCUCUCGCUGUACGCCUCGGGCCGUACCACGGGUAUCGUGCUCGACUCGGGUGACGGUGUGACGCACACUGUGCCCAUCUACGAGGGUUACUCGCUGCCCCACUCGAUCCUGCGUCUCGACCUUGCCGGUCGCGACCUGACCGAAUACCUGGCGCGCAUCCUGACCGAGCGCGGCUACCCCUUCACCACCACGGCCGAGCGCGAAAUCGUCCGUGACAUCAAGGAGAAGCUCUGCUACGUGGCGCUCGACUUUGAGCAGGAGAUGCUGACGGCCACGCAGUCGUCUGCGCUCGAAAAGUCGUACGAGCUGCCCGACGGUCAGGUGAUCACGAUUGGCAACGAGCGCUUCCGCACGCCCGAGGUGCUCUUCCAGCCUGCCUUCCUCGGCCUUGAGGCUGCGGGUAUCCACGAGACGACGUACAACUCGAUCAUGAAGUGCGACCUGGACAUCCGCAAGGACCUGUACGGCAACAUUGUCAUGUCGGGCGGUACCACCAUGUACGCCGGCAUCUCGGACCGCAUGCAGAAGGAGAUCACGGCGCUGGCGCCUUCGUCGAUGAAGGUCAAGAUUGUGGCUCCUCCCGAGCGCAAGUACUCGGUUUGGAUCGGUGGAUCGAUUCUUGCGUCGCUCUCGACGUUCCAGCAGAUGUGGAUCUCGAAGCAGGAGUACGACGAGAGCGGACCCUCGAUCGUGCACCGCAAGUGCUUCUAA
Messenger RNA from Moesziomyces aphidis, 1314 nucleotides. Lineage: Eukaryota; Fungi; Basidiomycota; Ustilaginomycetes; Ustilaginales; Ustilaginaceae. The record is from the annotation of a GenBank genome assembly.